This is a messenger RNA of Penicillium crustosum, 612 nucleotides long. Its product is annotated as mitochondrial 37S ribosomal protein mS45. Gene Ontology annotation, cellular component: mitochondrial small ribosomal subunit. The coding region runs from base 1 to 612 and encodes 203 amino acids. Lineage: Eukaryota; Fungi; Ascomycota; Eurotiomycetes; Eurotiales; Aspergillaceae. Gene Ontology annotation, molecular function: structural constituent of ribosome. Gene Ontology annotation, biological process: mitochondrial translation. The transcript is spliced from 2 exons. The record is from RefSeq and is a predicted model, not a curated record.
AUGCCACCCCGGAUACAGAGCCGGACUGUGUCCAACACCCUUCUUCCCUACCUCACAGCUACCUCCUCUUCCUCUUCCUCACUUUCCUCUCUACCUUCAUUAGCCCCUACAUCAUCACAAUGCAUUUCCCGCCAAUUCUCUGCCACGGCAGCACCACGGGGGCAGACCAAACUCCGUCGGCAGAUGUUCGAAUGGCUUGACGGCGAAGGAGCCGUUUUCAAGCACCAUAUUCCUGGACAAACCAACUAUGUUACUAGCUUAAAGCAGCGAGACAACGAGGGCUCGGACAAGGCCCGUCCGUUCCCCAACAACCAAAAUUUCUUCAGCGAGCCUAUCCUCAGUGAGGAGCUACGGAAUGAGGUCUAUAACCGCGUUGUUGAACAGAAGAAGAGUGCCCGCGUUGUCAGCGUGGAACUUGGAAUCGAUAUGAAACGUAUCGCUGCCGUCGUGAGAUUGGUAGAAUUGGAGAAGAGACAGCGCGCACAGGGUAAACCCCUAGCACUGCCAUAUGCCCGGGCCAUCCAUGAGAUGGUCCCCAUUACCCCCUCGCCGAGAAAGGCGAGCGUCAACAAUAUCACGAACCCAUCAACGACCUCCCCGCCCACCCCCUGA